GGUCACGUGGGAGUAUCUGCGAAAAGAAGACCUUCAGGAAAGCGCCUCCACCCGUUCCAGAAAUGCCCCGGAAGUGCCUGCGCCCUCAGUAAAGAUGGCAGUAGCAUUUGCCAGGAGGGAGGCGGUGCUGCGCCUGCGCAACAAGCUCGGCUGGGAAGAUGGCGGAUGACAAGGUGAGGGAACUGCAGGGUUGUCUGCAGUCUGAGGAUUCUCUACCCAAGCUCAAGGACCUGGCAUUUCUCAAGAACCAGCUGGAGCGCCUGCAGCAGCGUGUGGAAGACGAAGUCAACAGUGGUGUAGACCAGGAUGGCUCGCUCUUGUCCUCUCCAUUCCUCAAGGGCUUCCUGGCUGGCUAUGUGGUGGCCAAACUGAGGGCGUCAGCAGUAUUAGGCUUUGCUGUGGGCACCUGCACUGGCAUAUAUGCAGCUCAGGUGUAUGCUGUGCCCAAUGUGGAGAAGACAUUGAGGGACUAUCUUCGAUCACUGCGCAAGGGGCCCGACUAGCUCUGGA
Messenger RNA from Balaenoptera acutorostrata (minke whale), 510 nucleotides. RefSeq names its product solute carrier family 35 member A4 (gene SLC35A4). The transcript is spliced from 3 exons. The record is from RefSeq and is a predicted model, not a curated record. The coding region runs from base 159 to 503 and encodes 114 amino acids. Lineage: Eukaryota; Metazoa; Chordata; Mammalia; Artiodactyla; Balaenopteridae.